UCUUUAUUACCACUCCCCGCCUUAUUCUCUCCCCGCCUUAGUGCGGAUGUGACGCCGAGGUUUCCGUCGGCCGCCAUGGGCAGGAAGGAGCGGGACAAGAAGAAGGGCAAGAAGCGGCACCACGAGGACGACGAGGAGGAGGAGGAUGAGGCUCCCGGGAAGGACUCGCAGGAGGCCGUGCCCUCGGCGGCGGGGAAGCAGGUGGAGGACAGCGGCGCUAAGCUGGACGAGUACGGCGCUAAGGACUAUCGGCUGCAGAUGCCGCUCAAGGCUGACAGCGCCUCGCGGCCGCUCUGGGUGGCUCCUGACGGCCAUAUCUUCCUGGAAGCCUUUUCUCCUGUUUACAAAUACGCCCAGGAUUUUCUAGUUGCCAUUGCUGAGCCCGUGUGCAGACCGACCCACAUCCACGAGUACAAGCUGACCGCAUACUCCCUGUACGCUGCCGUCAGUGUGGGCCUGCAGACCAGCGACAUCACCGAGUACCUGCAGAAACUCAGCAAGACCGGCGUGCCAGAGGGGAUCAUCCAGUUCAUCAAGCUCUGUACGGUCAGCUAUGGGAAGGUGAAGCUGGUGCUGAAACGCAACAGGUAUUUUGUGGAAAGUACCCAUCCUGAUGUCAUCCAGCAGCUUCUGCAAGACCACGUUAUUAAAGACUGUCGCCUGAGAAAUGCCGAAGGUGAAGAAACGGAGCUCAUUACAGAGACAUUCACAAGUAAAUCAGCGAUUUCCAAGUCCAGUGAAAGUGGCUUUGGUCCAUCCACGUCACAAGAAGCAGAUGUUCAAAACAAGCCGGAUGUCCCAGCUGAUUUAUAUGAGUUUUAUGAGCAGAUGGACAAAGAUGAGGAGGAGGAGGAAGAAACACAGACAGUGUCUUUUGAAGUCAAGCAGGAGAUGAUUGAAGAACUUCAGAAGCGUUGUAUCCAUUUGGAGUACCCCUUGCUGGCAGAAUAUGAUUUCAGAAAUGAUUCUGUGAAUCCUGAUAUUAAUAUAGAUCUGAAACCUACAGCUGUCCUCAGACCCUAUCAAGAGAAAAGCCUGAGGAAGAUGUUUGGAAAUGGACGAGCCAGAUCUGGUGUUAUUGUCUUGCCAUGUGGUGCUGGCAAGUCUCUAGUUGGAGUGACAGCAGCGUGCACUGUCCGCAAGAGGUGUCUGGUCCUUGGUAACUCUGCAGUGUCUGUAGAGCAGUGGAAAGCACAGUUCAAGAUGUGGUCCACCAUUGAUGACAGUCAGAUCUGUCGGUUCACCUCUGAUGCCAAAGAUAAGCCCAUUGACUGCUCUAUUGCUAUCAGCACGUAUUCCAUGUUGGGACACACGACUAAAAGAUCCUGGGAAGCAGAGAGAGUAAUGGAGUGGCUUAAAAGUCGAGAGUGGGGCCUUAUGAUACUCGAUGAAGUGCACACUAUUCCUGCAAAAAUGUUCAGACGUGUGCUCACUAUUGUACAAGCUCAUUGUAAGCUGGGACUGACUGCCACCCUGGUCAGAGAAGAUGAUAAAAUUGUUGAUCUGAACUUCCUGAUUGGACCAAAGCUCUAUGAGGCCAACUGGAUGGAGCUGCAGAACAGUGGCUACAUUGCUAAAGUCCAAUGUGCUGAGGUUUGGUGCCCAAUGUCACCUGAAUUUUACAGAGAAUACGUAGCCAUCAAAACAAAGAAGCGGAUACUGCUGUACACCAUGAACCCAAAUAAGUUUCGAGCUUGCCAGUUCCUGAUUAAGUUUCACGAGAGACGGAAUGAUAAAAUCAUUGUUUUUGCUGACAAUGUGUUUGCACUGAAGGAGUACGCCAUCAGACUUGGGAAACCAUACAUAUAUGGUCCUACCGCACAAGGAGAAAGAAUGCAAAUUCUACAAAACUUCAAGCACAAUCCAAAAAUCAACACCAUUUUCAUUUCAAAGGUGGGUGACACAUCCUUUGAUCUACCUGAAGCCAAUGUUCUGAUCCAGAUUUCAUCCCACGGCGGAUCUCGAAGACAGGAGGCUCAAAGACUGGGGCGAGUACUGAGAGCCAAAAAAGGCAUGGUUGCAGAGGAAUACAAUGCCUUUUUUUAUUCUCUCGUAUCCCAAGACACGCAGGAAAUGGCAUAUUCAACAAAGCGACAACGGUUUCUCGUGGAUCAAGGCUAUAGCUUCAAGGUAAUAACAAAGCUUGCAGGCAUGGAAGAAGAAGAACUUUCAUUUUCAACCAAAGAAGAACAGCAGCAACUUCUUCAGAAAGUACUACAGGCAUCUGACCUAGAUGCUGAGGAGGAGGUUGUUGCUGGAGAAUAUGGUUCAAAGUCAGUUCAGAUGUCACGUCGUACAGGCACAAUGAGCUCGAUGUCAGGAGCAGAUGAUGCAGUUUAUAUGGAAUAUCACUCAUCUCGGAGUAAGGCGUCUUCAAAUAAGCACAUCCACCCGCUAUUUAAGCGUUUCAGGAAGUGAUGUCCUUCAUGUGUGCGUUCUAUAAGAACUGUCCAUCUAUGUACAUCUUUCCACAACUAAAAAUAUGGCAGGUCCUCUAAAAGGCAUCUUUGUGUGCAUCCGUAUAGCCACGUUUUUGUUUAGCAACAUUUAUGUUCUUGUGAUUGAAUGUGAAAGAAGAACUAAAUCUCAUCAUGGAGAUAUAUAUUAUCCAGUGACUGGAUCCUGGCUGUACCUGUCUGGUUUUCAGCGUGAACAGAUCUUAUUUUUAUUGGCUGAAGACACUUUUUCAGGUGAAUUCUGGAAAGGUUUUGUAUAUGAGCUUUGUACUGAUGUUAGAAAUAUUUAUCUGAUUACUGUCUACUUAGCAAAACACUGAUGUUUAAAUUGCUUAAACAAAAGUUAUUGAGUCUUGUUAGGAGCACUUUACAUAAUGUUUUUCAACUGGGGCUAGUUGAUAACCAUGACUUAACUUGUUUUAAAAUCCUACCAAAUUGGCUGAAAUAUUUCAAAGUUUCAGGAUGAAGAGAAAGUAAACUAGAGGAAAGCGUUCGUAAGUACAAAUAAACUGUGCUCCAUUUCCCUUAUUUUUGUUGCUACUGUUGAGAUGUUUCUGAAAUAAAAGCUGUUUCCCUUGUU
Coturnix japonica (Japanese quail) is the source of this 3036-nucleotide messenger RNA. It is a transcript of the gene ERCC3, whose product is annotated as ERCC excision repair 3, TFIIH core complex helicase subunit. NCBI's taxonomy places the organism in Eukaryota, Metazoa, Chordata, Aves, Galliformes, Phasianidae. Gene Ontology annotation, molecular function: hydrolase activity; 3'-5' DNA helicase activity; DNA binding. Gene Ontology annotation, cellular component: nucleotide-excision repair factor 3 complex; transcription factor TFIIH holo complex; transcription preinitiation complex. The record is from RefSeq and is a predicted model, not a curated record. Gene Ontology annotation, biological process: nucleotide-excision repair; transcription initiation at RNA polymerase II promoter.